Messenger RNA from Penicillium manginii, 807 nucleotides. RefSeq names its product bZIP transcription factor. Lineage: Eukaryota; Fungi; Ascomycota; Eurotiomycetes; Eurotiales; Aspergillaceae. The transcript is spliced from 2 exons. The coding region runs from base 1 to 807 and encodes 268 amino acids. The record is from RefSeq and is a predicted model, not a curated record.
AUGGCCACCUCAGUCCACCAGGACGCUCAUAGUGCGGAGCGCUCACCGAUGGCGCCAAAGAAGCGGGUCAUUACACCUGCCCGCAAAGCACAGAACAGAGCCGCCCAACAAGCAUAUCGCAAGCGACAAAGCGAGCGCAAGGCUCAGGCGAUCUCGCAGCGAGGAGUUACCAAGAAAUUGGCCCCUCGAUCGUCCGCAGCGUCCCAAAAGGAGAGCUCUCCUUUUUCCGACCCUACAACAUCUCGGAGACCAUCGCUAGAGAUAUCCAAUUCCAAAAAUCCCCAAAAUUCGAGUCCUAUAACCCUCGCGGAUCCGAUGGCGAACACUCUGCGGACCACUCGGGAUACUAUCUGGGAGGCUGUUCUCAAUAACGCCGUCUGUCUUGGAUUCGAUCUGAGUCGACUCGCAGAUUGUCGCCGACCCUACAUAUCCCCGUUCUUCAGAUCGAUUACACCGCAGGAUGAACCCCAGGAUGUUGUUGCGUCUACAUUCGAUGCCACAGUACCGGUUCAUCUGCAGCCGACGAUGGCCCAGAUCCUAAUUCCACACCACGCAAGCCUCGAUCUGAUACCACUACCCCUUCUACGCGAUCGGGUGAUUAUGAUGUCUUUUGCAAUGCCACAAAUCUUUGAUCUCUGGGACUUGAAGCUAGAUAUCUACGUACGCCAUGCACUCGUUUAUCGAGCUGGUGGAUCCCACUGUGAAUCCCAGUCGUGGGACCAAAAGAGCUGGAAAGCCACACAGUGGUUCUUGCGAAAGUGGUGUUUGGAUUGGGUCAAGGAGCUGGCAUUAAGCGAAGAGCUUUGA